This is a messenger RNA of Amblyraja radiata (thorny skate), 1909 nucleotides long. RefSeq names its product solute carrier family 25 member 48 (gene slc25a48). Lineage: Eukaryota; Metazoa; Chordata; Chondrichthyes; Rajiformes; Rajidae. Gene Ontology annotation, cellular component: mitochondrion. Gene Ontology annotation, biological process: transmembrane transport. Gene Ontology annotation, molecular function: transmembrane transporter activity. The transcript is spliced from 8 exons. Bases 289 to 1215 code for a protein of 308 amino acids. The record is from RefSeq and is a predicted model, not a curated record.
CCGAGCCCUCUCUUCCCACUGGACCCUCUCUGGAAGCCGAACCGGGCUCCCGCCCCCAGCUCUCUCCGCCCGGUCUCCAGCGAUGUUGAAUCUCCGACUCAGUCAGUCAGUGGAGGCGGCGCCAGAGUGCCCACAGACCGUCCUGUCUCGUUGCUGCCCGGAGCCGAGUCUCUGCAAAGAAAAAGUGAGACUGGGGAGCAAGCGCAAAGUGUGGCGGCAGCCGGUGAAUUUCAUCCAGUUCCCUUAUUCAGCCAGGUCGCCGCUUAGACACCCUGUGAUAGGCGUUAAAUGGCUAGCGUUCAGCUCGACGAUUUCAUCGCUGGAUGGAUCGGAGGAGCGGCGAGCGUGAUCGUUGGCCACCCCCUCGACACCGUCAAGACCCGCUUGCAAGCCGGACAUGGCUACAGUAACACAGUCCAAUGUGCGCUGAAGAUAUUUAAAAAUGAACAUGUUGCUGGCUUCUUCAAAGGCCUAUCUUUCCCGUUAGCCAGCGUCGCGGUGUACAACUCAGUGGCGUUGGGUGUCUAUGGCAAUGCGCAGAGGGCCAUUUGCGAGUAUCGCUAUGGUGAAGAGAGUCGCCGAGGCCCAGCCCUGUCUGAUGUGGCUGCUGCCAGCGCGGUGGUGGGUCUGGUCACAGUCGCGAUCGGUGCCCCAGUGGACCUGGUCAAGAUCAGACUGCAGAUGCAGACUCAGACGGUGGGGUCAGCUAAAUUAAACUUGAUUGGCGCUGGCUCCAUUCACUCGAUUGCAGUGAACACUCAGCCUCUGUACAGGGGCCCUGUGCACUGCAUCAGCAGAAUUCUGCGGAACGAAGGGAUUUCUGGACUGUACCGAGGUGUUGGAGCCAUGUAUCUCAGAGAUAUUCCGGGAUAUUGUUUGUAUUUUGUCCCCUACAUGUUGCUGUGUGACUGGAUGAUGCCCGAGGGGAGUACGACGCCUAAUCUAUUAUCUGUGUGUCUGGCUGGUGGCGUGGCAGGAACAAUUUCAUGGGGCACUGCAACUCCCAUGGAUGUGGUCAAAAGUCGUCUUCAAGCCGAUGGGGUUAACGAGACAAAGUACAAGGGAAUAUUACACUGUAUUCAAAAGAGUUACCGGACGGAAGGGCUAAAUGUAUUUUUCAGAGGAACAGCUGUGAAUGCUAUCCGGGGAUUCCCUAUGAGUGCAGCCAUGUUCCUUGGAUAUGAAUUCACGUUGAAAAUAUUGCGAGGUCAAUAAGCAGAACGUAACAUUUAGUCCCUGGUAUUUAUCCGGUUGCAUUGUUCCUGCCCCAACCAACAACUGACCAGAUUUAUGAAGAAAAUGAUUCUAUUAUCUCCAUGGCUACUGGUGUCAAACACGUUAAAGGUUCGUCGAUCAAAACGCUAUUGGACCACACAGAAGUUACGCAGAAUGACGGUGUAUUGCAAACGUUAUAUGCAAUGUUCCCCAGGAAGUCAAACGCAGCACAUAUAAAGCAAGGCCGCAAGAAUUGAGCAGUGGUUUCAAAGAGGAAUCUUUGAUGCUGAAAUUUCGGCCAACAGACCGACUUGCUGAGUCGUCCUCGGGGAAACAAAUUCCCCCACUAAAAUCGAAACAGGAACAAAAAACGCAGAGGAAGCUUCGAUUAUUGAAGGGAUUAUAUUGGUGGAGGUAGUGAACUGAGAAACGGUGCCAUUAACUUGCAGAAAGAUAUAUAUCUCAGCAUUAUUGUGUAACAUAACAAAAUAGCCUGAGGGAAUUGCAUAGAAUCAUGCAUCACAAGAGAAAACAAUUAGCCACAUUGUUCCUCUACAGCUUUUUAUAAGAACAAACCAAUUAGUUCCAUUCUCCUGUUUAAGAAGGAACUGCUAGAAAAUCGAAAGUAGACAAAAAUGCUGGAGAAACUCAGCGGGUGAGGCAGCAUCUAUGGAGCAAAGGAAAUAGGAAAAGU